AAUAUAAUCGUAGUCGCUUGUUUCGAGUGUGUGAGUACAAUGUGAAAGUGUAUUUUAAGGUUUGACCGAUUGAAAACUCAUGACUCGACUGGUUUGUUUAGGUGACGCCAUGCUUGUCCCUCGACGGCCUCCGUAGUGGCGGCAGCUGCUUGGUCUUCAAUCGUUUCACGUCAGAAGUUUGGCCAAAAAGAAAAAAAAGCAGACGAAGAAAUAAAGGUGUUCGUUCUUGCUGCGUGCGCAGGCGUGGCGGCCAUGGACGACGUCACCCGUCUGAUGUCCACAGGAGACACGGUGAAGAUCUGGGAUGCGGAUUCCAUGACGCUGCUGGAGCAGUUCAACCCGCACAGCGGCAGCCACCCAGUGGCGCAGGCCUGCUGGAUGGCAAACAAUCAGCAUGUGGUGAGCGCCAGCAGCAGCGGGGACAAAGUUGUCGUGUCCAGUCUGAAGUCUCCUGACAUUCCUCUGCUGGAGCUCGCCCAGGGGAAAGGACAAACACGCGUCAGCCUCAGCUCGUCCUCCCAGUUCGUGGCCAGCGGAGGUCUGGACCGCUGCGUCCACAUUUGGGACUUGAAGACGUCCAAGCUGCUGCGCUCGCUCAAGGAUCACGGCGACGAGGUCACGUGCGUGUCCUUCAACGCCAACGACAGCCUGCUGGCGUCCGGAGCUGCCGAUGGCCAUCUCGUCCUCUACAGUCUCACCACCAACACGUCCAGCAAACCCUUCGGAUACGGAAGCCAGCAGCCGGUGCGCGACUUGGGCCUGUCGUGCCUGAAGCGCUCUCUGCUGGGGAGCGUGUCGGAUGGCGGCUGGCUGACGCUGUGGGAUGCCAACACGCAGAAGGAGCUCCACGCCUUCCGGACCGCCCACAAAGCGCCCGGCUCGGCCGUGGCCUUCUCGCCCGCCAGCGAGCUGCUGGUGGUCAGCGUUGGCCUGGACAAGAAGAUCGUCUGCUACGACACGGCCAGCAAGAUCAUUGUGCGUUCGAUCCGUGCGGAGAGCCCACUGACGUCGGUGGCCUUCACUCCCGAUGGCUCAGGCGUGCUGGUGGGUUCCACCCAGGGCGACAUCUUGCGCUACGACUUGAGGAACAGCAGCGCCCCCACCAGGGUGACGCCGGCGCACGCCACCUCCGUCACCUGUCUGCGCUUUCAAUGCGCCACCGCCAGACACAAGUUGGGCAAAAUGUCUUCGUCCAGGGUGUCUGGCACCAAGAGCUCCGCCUCCAAACUGUGCAGCGGACAGCUGAGCCCCGCCCUUAACUCCUCCCCUCACAUAAAUGCAGGUGGAGUCGGAGCGCAGGUGGCCAGUCGAGAUGCGGGCGGACAGCAAGGGGCAGAGCAAUUUGCCGUCGCGGAGAAGUUCAGCAGCGUCGGACGAAACAGCCUCGACAUGUUUUCGCCACUCCGACAAGGUGACAACACGCAGCCGCCGACGAGCGCCGGCGAAACGUUCGGAGCGGCUCAAGCAACCGCGUUGAGCAAGGAGGCGGGGCUUCCUCAGAUCUGUGGCCGCGGCAGCCUGGAGAUGUUCUCGCCACUCAGAGAAGGUCAGACCGCCGACGUCGCCCCAAGGAAGCCGUCAGCAGGGCGACUCUUACGUCCGACCUCCGCCUACCAGACGCCCACCAUCAAGGAGGAGGAGUCAACCCAAGUGGAGAUGAGCGACUUCUCCCCCAGCCUGGAGGGGGAGGGUCAGACUCUGACCAGCUCAUCCCGGCCCGCCAAUUGUAGCCACUUGGUUCCGCCCUUCACUCCAGAGCUUCGAGUGAGAGCCAGCGGCGUUCAAGCUCAGCUCGACUACGACUCACCUGCCGCAGACGCAGCGGCGCCGGCUGUGACUGAGGCGGCCGGUGGUGCGCCGGCUCCCUUCAGCGGUGUCCUCAUGAACGCCAUCACCAGCAUCAUCCACCAAUCAUUGGAUGAGCUCAGAGACGCGUGCCACCGGGACAUUAUCAACCUUCAGGUGGAGAUGAUUCGCCAGUUUUGUAUCCAGCAGAACGAGUUCCAGGCGCUGAUGUCUGCGCAGCACUCGGCCAACGAGGCGCUGCUGCAGGAGAACCAGCGGCUCAAGGAGGAAAACCUUCGCCUCAAGACCAACUACUGAAGACACAAUUUACAUUUAUGCUCAUUAAAAGUUGCCAUGUGAUCAGCGCGUCGAGUGGAGCUUGCACAAACACGAGCAACGCAGGAUGGGCAAAAGUUGGCACUUGAUUCCGAGAUUAGCAGCAACAACAAAAAAUGCAGAGAUCGCAAGGAGGCUUUCAAAUUUAAAAAAAAAAAAAAAAAAGGAUGUGAAAUCACCGGACUCAUCACAAGCAAGAUGAAUACAUGUCUCUUAAAGCUAUUGCUAAUUUUAAAAAU
Molecule: messenger RNA, 2360 nt
Organism: Hippocampus comes (tiger tail seahorse)
Lineage: Eukaryota; Metazoa; Chordata; Actinopteri; Syngnathiformes; Syngnathidae
Gene: nedd1
Product: NEDD1 gamma-tubulin ring complex targeting factor
Exons: 14
Coding region: 253-2103 (616 amino acids)
Biological process (GO): microtubule nucleation; mitotic cell cycle
Cellular component (GO): cytoplasm; spindle pole; centriole
Molecular function (GO): gamma-tubulin binding
Source: RefSeq, a predicted model, not a curated record